Aspergillus tanneri is the source of this 1575-nucleotide messenger RNA. RefSeq lists its product as uncharacterized. The transcript is spliced from 2 exons. The record is from RefSeq and is a predicted model, not a curated record. Bases 1 to 1575 code for a protein of 524 amino acids. Lineage: Eukaryota; Fungi; Ascomycota; Eurotiomycetes; Eurotiales; Aspergillaceae.
AUGCCUUAUAAUACCCGUCGCAAGUCGUUGUCUCUUCCGUCGCUGGGUAUUCACCUCCCUAGCGCUUCUCGCCGUUCUCCAUCCACCUCAAAAUCACCACACGCGACCGACGACCAGCCACAUCAUCCCUCUAAAAAAGUAAAGAGGUCGCACGACUCGAAUUCACAGUCGCCAGAGCCUUCCCUUGCCUCCGACGCGCCCUCCACGAGCGUGAAGCAACACUUGUUUGGCGGGCGCUCGACUGGUCGGCGCGCUAUUUUCGAACAAACGCCGCCGGCAUCGCCUAUUCACGGUGUCGCCCCCAAAGUCGAUACGGAGGGCAUCAACGAUGACAUCGUGGUCGCUGUGAUCGAGCAACUGGAAAAGACGGGAAAUCGCCCACAUCUAGUAAAAGAGCUUGCCGCCGUUCUCGUUACUCUAAAUGAUAAUGUCGCAAACUCUGCAAACCCUGCUGCUCUAUUGUCCUCGCGGCUAAGCACAUACAUGAAGCGUCCUUGGACAGCCCUGGCGCCUUGUCCAUUGAGCAAAGAGCUCAUCCGCAUCCAUCCUCGGAAAGUGUACUAUUACUUGACCACGUCAGCUCGCCAACCUCUCCCUGAGAAUUCGGACGAUGCCAUUAUCCCCGGCGUCGAAGGGAAACAUUUCACUCCCAGCGUGUCCAGUGCAGACCUCGACGAGGAAGACGCGUUGGCGCGGGAGCGGUCGCGUCUGAGCCCUAGCCCUGAGGUGGACCUCUCGUCCCCGGACUUUGAGACCGAAGACAUUGAUUUGGACGGUCGCGCCGAUCCCAACAGUGUCGCAAGACACAGCGGUGAAUUUCCCGACCAUUCUCAUCAAGCGCGGUUGUUGCAUUCGAAUCGCGCUGCCUCCCCGCCACUGGAGGGCGAUGAAAAGGAAUUCACUCUGACUGCUAGUGCUGUUCGCGAGCGGGCCUCGGAGCAAAAAGCUGUCCGGCUUGAAACGACCAAGGGCGCGUUUUCUGCGCUCACCGAGGGUCUCAACGAGUUGGACGAUGGAAGCAUGAGCAUCUCGGAGACCCCCAUCGAUGACAGCUCGCUGUCGUCCACCAGCGGGGACCGGAUGUCGGACAGCCCAGACACAGACUAUUUUUCCCAAGGAGGAUUCUCGGAACAGCCUUCGCUUCAGGAACAGUUGCAGUUGCACGAAAUGGAUGAGGCCGCCGUAGUCACUCUCUUCGGAACUUCACCCUCCCCGUCCCUCACAUCCGUGGCCUCAUCCCUCUCGUCUGGAACGAGCGUGGCCUCGGAUGAUGGGUUGGACUCUGAGGAUCGCUCUGGCGCCAUCGGUAGCACCCCCCAGAUCAGCCUUCCUGAGGACCCCGAGGGUGCGUCAGUCUCCACAUUGAAGCGGUCCAUCGACAUGUUGAACAGUGAGCUGCCUGAUCUUGACAUGAAAAUGUCAGAUCUGGCCGAGCAGGAGAGCAAACUAUCGUUGGGCGCCAGAGACAUCAUGAGAGCCGACAUCGAGAUGGCUUUUGAUGACUCGUGGAAGGAGUUACAGAGUCCUGAGACCGUUGGAGUUCAUGAGCUAGACGAGAUGUUUGGCGAAAUCUGA